GGUUUCUGCAUUGUGCAACUAUUUCAGUUACAUUUUUAAUUAACGAUGCCAAGUACUUGUUGUUGUGUACCUGGAUGUCAUUUAAGAGGAGGACAUGCAUUUCCAAAUGACUUAAAAAGAAGGAGAAGUUGGAUCAACGCCAUGACCCAUACGCAGAUUGGACGAGAACACGAUGAUAUCGUGGAGUCCAUCUCAAUCAGCUGUUGUUUGCAAGGCACAUUUUACUGAAAAAGACUACGUGCAGGAAACUAUUCAUGGGCACAAACCCACCAUACAGAGACUUAAGUCUACUGCAAUUCCCAGCCUAUUUUCCUGGACCAAGCAAGAGACUGAAUCGUCCGCAAAAAGAAAAAUCAGGGCAGUUUCCUGUGAAAACAAAAGAACUAAACUUGAUGAAUAUUGUAGUAGAAAUCUAGAGGAAAGUUUUGAUUGUAAAGUUGGUUUUCCUGAAGAAGUCAUUCAUACUGCAGAAUGGAUUUAUGACUGUCCACCACCAACUGCCGAGCUAAUGUUGAGCUUCACAGAUGGAAUUACGCAAACACCAUCAAUGCCUAUGUUUUCAGCAGAGAAUUUUGAAAUGAAGACACGUGACACAGCCAUGCAUUUUUAUACCGGUUUAGAGUUGUAUACUAAAUUUUUAUUUGUUUUGACCACACUUGGUCCAGCAGCACAUUGUUUGAGAUACAUAUAUUUUCAAAUUGAUAGGGUGUCAGUUGAAAAUCAGUUUUUUUAUGACUUUGAUGAAAUUGAGGCAUCAUACAACCAACUUUGAACUGUCUAGAUUCUAGAUUGAAUCUAGUGUUAAGAAUAUUGUGUAUACAUGGAUUGUUUUUAUGUCUAAACAGAGGUGUGAGGCUAACACUUGGCCAUCUAGUGGUUUAGUCAGGUAUUUUUCACCAUCCAACUUCAAAUUAAAGUUUCCUACGA
Messenger RNA from Mytilus californianus (California mussel), 927 nucleotides. RefSeq lists its product as uncharacterized. The transcript has 2 exons. The coding region runs from base 173 to 772 and encodes 199 amino acids. Lineage: Eukaryota; Metazoa; Mollusca; Bivalvia; Mytilida; Mytilidae. The record is from RefSeq and is a predicted model, not a curated record.